This is a messenger RNA of Morone saxatilis (striped sea-bass), 1165 nucleotides long. It is a transcript of the gene serpinf1, whose product is annotated as serpin peptidase inhibitor, clade F (alpha-2 antiplasmin, pigment epithelium derived factor), member 1. Gene Ontology annotation, molecular function: serine-type endopeptidase inhibitor activity. Lineage: Eukaryota; Metazoa; Chordata; Actinopteri; Moronidae. Gene Ontology annotation, biological process: negative regulation of angiogenesis; negative regulation of endopeptidase activity. The record is from RefSeq and is a predicted model, not a curated record.
AAUGAAUUCUAAUCAGUGUAGAAGCUUUGAAGGUGUUGUUGAAUAUAUAAGUUUAGGUAGUUAUAUUGUGCAGAACAGAGCUAACAGAGGUUAUUAGUGACUUUGGUUCUUCUCUGCAGUUCUGUGGAAUAAUUUGGGGGUCGUGACUUUCUGAUGUGAAAUCAGAAAGCUGACGAGAAAACAUUCCUGAUGAAGCGAACAACUUUCUUGCUGGUGUUUGGAGUCGCCCUGAGCUUCUGUCAGGCUCAGUCGGAGACGGGAGGCGAGGAGACGGGCGGGGAGGAGGAACAUGUGGAGCUCUUCACCACACCGACGACUAAGAUGGGCGCCGCCACUUCGGACUUUGGCUACAACCUGUUCCGCGCCCUGGCGAGCCGUGAAACCGGGACCAACGUGUUCCUGGCCCCCAUCAGUGUGUCUGCAGCGCUGACGCAGCUCUCCAUGGGAGGGUCUGAGCGUGCUCAAAGGCAGCUGUUCAGGGCUCUGAGGUACCACACCCUGCAGGACCCGCAGCUCCACAACACCCUGAAAGACCUGCUGGCCUCGGUCAGGGCGCCUGGGAAAGGCCUGAGCACUGCGGCACGUAUCUACCUGGCACGAAGACUUCGUCUCAAGCAGGACUUCUUCGCACUGGUGGAGCAGCAGUAUGGACUUCGUCCCAAGGUUCUGCAGGGAGGAAGCAAAGACCUGAAGGAGGUAAACGACUGGGUGGCUCAGGAGACAGGAGGGAAGGUGCAGAGGUUACUGGCCACGGCCUUCCCACGAAAUGCAGGAGGCUCUGGAGUGAACACCGUGAGCGCCGCCUACUUUAAAGGAAAGUGGGUGACUCGGUUCGGGCAGAGCGGAGUGAUGGAGAACUUCCAAGUGGAGGGCGGGGCACCAGUCCGCAUUUCCAUGAUGCAACAGGAUAACUACCCUGUGAAGAUGGGUGCCGACUCAGAUUUGAGCUGCACGAUCGCUCAGAUCCAGAUGCAGGAAGAUGUCAGCAUGUUCAUCUUCCUGCCCGAUGACGUGACCUCCAACAUGACGCUGCUGGAGGAGAGUCUGACCGCCGAGUUCGUUCAGGACCUCUCCAUGACGCUCCUUCCCGCCAAAGUGUCCCUCACUCUGCCCUCCCUGAGGCUCAGCUACUCCACAGACCUGCUGCCGCUGCUCAGCGACCUGG